AUGAUAGUGAGCAAGGAUGAGAAGGUGCUCAUGAAGGCCAAAAGAAAGGGUAGUCUGUAUUACAUGACUGCAAAUAUCAUCAUGUUGAAUUCAAGUGAAGCUCAUGUUACAAUGUCCUAUCGUCUGGGAGUUUGGCAUGCAAGACUUGGUCACCCUGCCAUGGGUACAGUGAAAGAGUUGGCCAAGAAAGGGCUUGUGCAGUGCAAGGAUUCUAAGACUGAUCCAACAGAAUGUGAAGAGUGUGUAUUAGGCAAGGGCAAGAAGCUGCCCUAUCCAAAGGCAGUGCACACUUCUUCAAAGCCCUUAGAUUAUGCCCAUAGUGACUUAUGGGGGCCAGUUUAA
Messenger RNA from Salvia splendens (bonfire salvia), 342 nucleotides. RefSeq lists its product as uncharacterized. The record is from RefSeq and is a predicted model, not a curated record. Lineage: Eukaryota; Viridiplantae; Streptophyta; Magnoliopsida; Lamiales; Lamiaceae. The transcript has a single exon. Bases 1 to 342 code for a protein of 113 amino acids.